ACAUAAUUUGUCAAUGUCAUGUUUGAUGUUUGUUCGAAGAAUCCUAUUUUUGUAACUAAAUAAUACACUUAUAAUAUUUGGAAUUUUGGAUCAAUAUAGAGACUCAAAUCUUUGCAUCAACAAUGAACAAAAACUACGAAAGAUGUACUCAUUGUAAUCGACGUAAAUGGCUUGCUUCAGGUUGCCUACGUAAGUGGUUAAAACCACUAGAAUGUAAACAUUUACAGCGAACUGUUGACAACAAAAGAGAUUUUAAUAAUACAGUACCAGAGCGCAUACCUUCAAUGAACACAAAUAAAUUUGUAAAGUUUUGGAAAAAUAAGUUGUUUAUAACUGGCAAUGUUAGAUCACUACAGAGAUACUUCGGUAACAAAAACAAUGGUGGCGAACAUCUAUGCAGUCUAAGCAAAUGUAGCGGUGAACCAUCAACUUCGUCCGACAAGAGGGUUACUGCUGCAACGGGACACGAGUCCAAAAAGGAUUUUCCACUGAACAGACAAGCAGUAAAAUGUCAACAUUCAGAUGGUCACUCUGUACUUCGCGGACACCACCAACAUGUCUCACUUGAAACUUGUGCAAUUUACUGCCAGUUGUCAAAGCAUGGAUGGUACUGGGGAGGCAUCACCUCAAGUGAGGCAGAGGAACUGCUUGCAGGGCAGCAUGACAAUGUGUUCUUAGUGCGAGACUCAUGUGACUCCAGACAUAUUCUCUGUGUGUCCUUCCGCUGUGUGGGCCGUACACUGCAUGCUCGACUCAGGCACGCCAAUGGACUGUUUUCUCUGAACAAUGAAACAUUUGUACCAGCUAACAGAAUAUCAGAACAUUGUGCUGCUGUUGAUGUGAAAUCAAACCUUUUCGAGAUGCCUGUUAAAUUAGCAAGGCCACUAAAUAGGUUUGCCAAGCUGGACUCUUUACAAAUGAUCUGCAGAUUUGUCAUAAGACAAACUGUAUCAGCAACAGUAUGGAGCAAGUUGCCACUACCACCAAACUUAAUAUCUUAUGUAACUAUUGGCAGUGACUAUAUUGUACCAACAUAGCCAAUACCUUUGUGCCUUUAGUACUCAUAGAUCUAUAUAUAAUUUAAGUAUAUACACAUAUGACUUUCAUAAGAGACUGCUUAUAUAGCUAUAUGAAUAAUGAAUUAUUAAUUGUAAAUUUUAUACUAAAGUCAAUAUUUUAUUAGGAAAUAAUGAAAAUAAAAUUACUUAUAACAUUCAUUUGAAAUUUAAACUA
Spodoptera frugiperda (fall armyworm) is the source of this 1233-nucleotide messenger RNA. RefSeq names its product suppressor of cytokine signaling 5-like (gene SOCS6). Gene Ontology annotation, biological process: phosphatidylinositol phosphate biosynthetic process; intracellular signal transduction. The transcript has 3 exons. Gene Ontology annotation, cellular component: phosphatidylinositol 3-kinase complex. The coding region runs from base 123 to 1037 and encodes 304 amino acids. The record is from RefSeq and is a predicted model, not a curated record. Lineage: Eukaryota; Metazoa; Arthropoda; Insecta; Lepidoptera; Noctuidae. Gene Ontology annotation, molecular function: 1-phosphatidylinositol-3-kinase regulator activity.